Messenger RNA from Psylliodes chrysocephalus, 2967 nucleotides. NCBI's taxonomy places the organism in Eukaryota, Metazoa, Arthropoda, Insecta, Coleoptera, Chrysomelidae. The record is from the annotation of a GenBank genome assembly.
AGCAAUGACAAGUAAAAUCGCGUUCUUUUAGUACGUUUUCUCUUAACUCUGAACAACAUAUGAACUAAAAUUUUGUAAGAUUUUCCCAAUUUUCUUUGAAAACAUCCUUUAAAAUUGUAAAAUUUAAGUGAGUUCAUCUUGUUUUAACUUUAAAAUGGAAUAUAAUAAUUAUAACUUCUUUAAAGUUUUUUUUUGAUUCAUAGUUCUGAUUACAUGUCACUAAAGUCAGAGUUGUAAAUGGAACACAAUUUUUGUAGACGGUGUUCGAAAAAGUCAAGUGUUUGUGGUGUGUUUAUUUUUAAUUAAAUAGUUUAUACUUAUUAUCAUUUAUAAGUAGUUCCAAUGAAAUGGCAUCUGCAUUGGAACAGUUUGUGAAUACUGUUAGGACUUCAUCUUCCCACGGUAACUUUAGGGAGCUUUGUGAAUAUAUAAAUAAAUCUAGUGAAAUACUAAUAAAGCACAGUCAACAUUUGGAUAAUGUAUUGGAAACUUUAGAUAUUCAGCAGCAUUCUUUAGGAAUUUUGGCUGUAUUAUGUGCUAAAUUUAGUGUUCAACCUGCCGCCAAUUCAACUGAUAACAGAUUUACUCAAGCCCAAGAUUUCAUAUUGAACUGCAAUGGAGAACAAAUUAGGUUUGCACCCGAUACUUUUGCAGAAUUAUGCCAUUCUCUCACCAAUUACUUAGUCGAACAGAAACAACCAUUAAAAGGGAUAGUACUAUUGCAAAAGGCUAUUUCAAAGUUAAGACUGUAUGAUUCACAAUUGACAUCUAUCCAUGCAGAUCUUUGCAAAUUGUGUCUGCUGGCUAAAUGCUUUAAGCCAGCUCUGGAAUUAUUGAAUAUUGACAUAACAGGAAUAUGUCAAGAGCUAACCCAAAACCCAAAUGGACCUCAAUUUGAUUCGAAGUAUUUUCUGUUGUAUUACUAUUAUGGCGGUAUGAUCUAUUUAGCUGUUCGUAAUUUAGAUAGAGCCUUAUAUUUUUUUGAAGUAGCUAUAACGACACCUUCUCUAGCCGUUUCACACAUUAUGUUGGAAGCCUUUAAGAAAUACAUCCUAGUUUCACUGUUAUUACAUGGAAAGAUACAAGCUAUUCCUAAAUAUGCCUCUCAGGUGGUGACGAGAUUUAUAAAACCACUAUCACAGCCUUAUUAUGAAUUAGCUAAUGCCUUCACAUCAAAUAAUACAGCAGAGUUGAAUGCAGUACUUAACAAACACUCUGAGAUAUUUAACAGAGACCACAACAUGGGUCUGGUGAAACAGGUCUCUUCAGUACUAUACAAAAAGAAUAUACAAAGGUUAACAAAAACAUUUUUGACACUUAGUUUAUCUGAUGUUGCCAGUCGAGUAGGAUUAUCCAGCCCCGUAGAAGCUGAAAAUCAUAUAUUACAAAUGAUCGAAAAACAACAAAUUUUCGCUACAAUAAACCAAAAAGACGGUAUGGUUGUCUUCAGAGAUGAACCAGAUAAGUAUAGUGGACCGGAAGUUCUAAAGGGUCUAGAAGAACAAUUAUCACUCUGCAUGGAAUUAGAUAGGCAAAUAUUAGCAAUGGAUGAAGAAAUUCAAGUCAACCCACAGUAUGUUAAGAAAUCUUCAGGCCUGCAAGAUGAGGAACAGCCUAAGAGUACAUAUGCAAUGUAAUAAACAAAUUUAAUAUGUUUGAGACGAUUUUACGAUUUUUUUUUUAUAAAACAGAAUGUUCUUAUCUUUUCUCAUGAAAUGUAAGUAGAGUGUGUUUCUUAAAUUCAUAUUUUAGGCAGAUUUUUUUUUAAAUAAUUAUUUAUUUUCAAGGAAAGUUGAAUAAAAACUAUUAAAGGAAAAGUUUCAAAAAGUUAUGAGACCAUUGACGAAAAAGCUGACCUGUUUUUAAGAAAUUACACUGUUUACCUAAUUCACAUCUUAGUUACAUUCUGAAACAAUCAUAUUGAAAUUUUGUUGUGGAAUGUGGUAAACAUUAGAAUUACAGAAACAGCUUAUUUUUGUUUUGAAUUUUUUUAUCAUGAUCAACUACUUGUUUAUUAAAAUUUUUAAACGACUUUGUAAUACUAUUCUUUCUGAUUCAAACAGAUUUCUUAAAAUAACUCGAAACUAUGAAUCCUGAAGCAAAAAAUAUAUACCUACUUAUGAUUGAUUUAAUAACCCAGUUUUUAACAUGCCUCCUGUCCUAGUCAUAGGAAUGGUAAGUUUUAUGAAAUACAAUUAAUUGGGAAUAAACUUUUUUUUUUAAUAACGUUAUCAUCGUUUCUGCAAUCAUCUAGAGAGCACUGCAGCAAAUUUAACCUUGGAAUUCAACAAAGAAAAUAGAAUGUUUUAUCCUUCUCCAAGACAUAAUCUAGUUUCAUGAGUCCAGUCUUCCACUGAUAUUUCUCUGAUCCAUGUAUUAAUUGAACAUAGCUUUGCAGAAGUCCAGUUAGUAGCUCGGGUACUGUAAAAGGGUAAUUUGAGCGCCUGGCUUUUCUUUUCUCGUAAUGUUUCUCUAUUCCAGACUAAUUUUACAUGAUUCGCUCACCCUAAAAGGGUAUGUGGCAAUCCAAAAGUUCUUGUGAAGAUAUUCUGAUAAAAGCUGCAUGACUAACAGUUCAAAACACUAUUUGAUGGUUAGAAUAUCUUCUCAAAAGCUGUAAUAAAUGUGUGGUUAUUGAGCGUACACCACAAAUAUCGACAAUUUAUUUUUACAAAAGUUGUAAACUUAAAACAAAAUUCUAAUAGAUUUUAAAAUGUGUAUUUAUAAGGAGUAAUUAACAAAAUAUGGAUUUGAUGAAGUCCUUCAGCCUGUGGAGUUACAAACAAUAAAUUAUUUGUUUUACAAUGGUUGUGUAUAGCAAACUGAUGGAUUUAAGACAUUCUACAUUUAUUUUGUUAAUUUUUGUGCAUUUAUUACUAUUUACAACUUUCUACUUGUUCUAAACUCUUGCUUGUAAAACCUUGUUUUUAGAAAGCAAUAAAAAAUAUUAUUUCUAUAAAAAAAACU